This is a messenger RNA of Sebastes umbrosus (honeycomb rockfish), 1266 nucleotides long. RefSeq lists its product as uncharacterized. Gene Ontology annotation, molecular function: zinc ion binding. NCBI's taxonomy places the organism in Eukaryota, Metazoa, Chordata, Actinopteri, Perciformes, Sebastidae. The record is from RefSeq and is a predicted model, not a curated record. The transcript has 4 exons. Gene Ontology annotation, biological process: intrinsic apoptotic signaling pathway in response to DNA damage; regulation of gene expression. Bases 163 to 366 code for a protein of 67 amino acids.
UGACUUCAUGAGACGCAGACAUAUCUGCCGUCUAACGGUUUUCCUGUCAAUUUCCAGUUCACACAUAUGCUCACAUAUGCUCUCGUAGGAUAUAUUUUCUCACAACGCCAGGCAGCUAAAGUGCACGUGCCCACACUGUACGUUAAAUAAUUAUAUACCAUCAUGGUAGGCUACUGUCCAAUCUGUGGGAAGCCUGUCUACUUUGGUGAAAAGAAGAGGUCCUUAGGGAGGGACUACCACCCUCUGUGUCUCAAGUGUCAUAAGUGCAAUCGACAGCUCACAGCUGGACAACAUGCAGAGCAUGAUGAGAAGCCAUAUUGUUCACACUGCUACCUGAAGAAGUUUGGUCCAAGAGGUAUGAGGUGACUGGUGUCAGCGGCCAUGGCACAGUACACGACUUCAUAGACUGAGCCAACAUGGACAAACACCGACAUACAAAAGACACACAGGGCCUGGUUAUUGGCCAAAAAAAGAGUAAAUAAAUAAAUAUGAAUAAUCAUAGGCAGAUAUCUGUCAUAUAGUCCAUCCACUGAACCCGAUUCGACUGUUAUCAGGCCAUUAAAUAAUAUAUAAUCAUAAUCAAUUGCCAUAAUCACCAUAGAUGUGGGUCAGUAGGGGCCUUCUACGCCUACUACAUUGUAAAGGUUAAAGGGAAGCUUAAAAGUAACAUCAGGUUUUGAACACAAACAGAAAGGCUUCUUUAGGUUUAGACAAAAAAAAACCCACUUAGAACUUGGUUAAAAUAACGAUGAACACAAAGACAACUACACAUUGUUGGUUUCACACAGGAUGCAAACUCCAGUUUCCUGGGUGAAAUCCCUGUGUUUUUUGUCCCAUCCUUGGUCCCCGACCUCCAACCCUUAUGGAGUUUGACUGUCUAUACUACAGCGCCUGACUACCGUUUCUGCUUUUGUCAUAAUUACUAUGGUCGCUAGAGGUCUCUGUUGUGUUUUUUUAUUCCUUCUUUCGGCGAUCUACCAAGUGAAUAGAUGAUAAAACCUACUAGUUGUUGUAGUAGGCCCCUAUUGACUCAUAUCUAUGGGACUUAUAGCGACUGAUAAUGCUUAUUUAAUAGCCUGAAAACAGUAUAAUGCGCUGAUCCACUCUAGUUGACUAUCACUUACACCUCCACAAAAUUAAGUAUUUAUAAAUGUGUGAUGACCACUUGAUGCCAUGUGUAUGUGAUUGUUCACUUUUUAUAAUGUAAAUUAAUUUUGCAUGUAAGUCAGUAUUAAUAAAUGCAUCUUGAAACAUGCCAACGUCAAA